GCUGUUGAUGCUGACCAUAGUGGGUCUAUAUCUGCAACAGAACUAAGACAAGCCCUGGUCAAUGGCAACUGGUCCCACUUUAAUGAAGAAACAUGCAGGUUGAUGAUUGGCAUGUUUGAUAAAGACAGAAAUGGAACAAUAAAUUUUAGCGAGUUUGCUGCGCUGUGGAAGUAUAUCCAAGACUGGAAAAGUUGCUUUGAAAGAUUUGAUCAGGAUAGAUCAGGUAACAUUGAUGCCAAUGAGCUCCAUCAUGCACUCAAGUCAUUUGGCUACAAUGUGACCCCUGGCUUCUGUUCUGUGCUUGUGCAGAAAUUUGACCGCUCAGAUAUGAGAACAAUGAAGCUGGAUGACUUUAUUCAGUGCUGUGUCAUGAUUCGUUCAUUGACUGAGGCCUUCAAAAAGAAAGAUGCUGCUGCAAGAGGAAUUGUUAGAAUUUGCUAUGAAGAUUUUCUUGAAAUGGUCCUGGAAAAUGCGAUUCACUAGUGUCCCGGGAAAAAGAAAAGAGCAAUGGAAAUGAGACUGAUUAUUUCACUGUGUAGCAUCAACAACAGUUAACACUUUUUCAGCAAAAUCUGCCGCAGUGUGUUCAAAACUGGCAUUCACAUUCACUUUCGUGCAAAGUCUGAACUCGCCUUGACUUUGUUCUAUAAUUAUAUUUUUUUACAUGCUUUUGAAAGUUUUUGAAAAUUUGAAAAAAGUCAUUCCUAAAAAUCUUGAAAGCUAGUUCUAUUUAAGAUUUUUUUACAUUUUUACUUUACAUUGUGUUAAUGUUGCAUUUUUGAUCACUGUACCUUCCCUAAUUAGUAUUGAUUGUAUUCUUUCGGAUUCAGAUGGUAUCGUUAAAUCUUGACUGAAAUCCACCUCAGAGUUAAUAUUCCCACAUGGUGUUUCCGCAAACCUUUCAUUCAUUAGUAUCUCCACCAUGCAAAGCCUCGAAUCUUACUUGAAAAAAAAUGAGAGUUUAAGGUCUAUAACGGCCUUCAAAAAUUAAA
Molecule: messenger RNA, 992 nt
Organism: Patiria miniata (bat star)
Lineage: Eukaryota; Metazoa; Echinodermata; Asteroidea; Valvatida; Asterinidae
Product: sorcin-like
Molecular function (GO): calcium ion binding
Source: RefSeq, a predicted model, not a curated record